UCUGAUUUCAAUCCCCGAGUCCUUGUACAAUCUCUGAAAAAGAAAAGAAGAAAUCAAUUUGGGCAUCGUCUCGGAAUCAGGGAAAUGAUUUCCCAAAGCGACGAAGGAGAAGGAAAUCCAAAACGAAAAUGGUCCUUGGAAGACUUCGAGAUCGGAAAACCCCUGGGCAAAGGCAAAUUCGGUAGAGUCUAUCUCGCCAGAGAAGUCCAGAGCAAAUACAUUGUGGCGUUGAAGGUUAUAUUCAAGGAACAGAUAGAGAAAUACAGGAUCCACCAUCAGUUGAGGAGAGAAAUGGAAAUUCAAACCAGCCUUCGUCACCCAAAUAUACUGCGGCUUUACGGUUGGUUUCACGACAGCGAACGAAUUUUCUUGAUUCUUGAGUAUGCUUAUGGGGGUGAGCUUUAUAAGGAGCUUAGAAAAAAUGGUCAUCUCAGUGAGAAGCAAGCUGCCACGUACAUUGCAAGUUUGACAAAAGCGUUGGCAUAUUGUCAUGAGAAACAUGUAAUUCACAGAGAUAUCAAGCCGGAAAAUUUGCUGCUUGAUCAUGAGGGUCGGUUGAAGAUUGCAGACUUUGGGUGGUCCGUACAGUCAAGAAUCAAGAGACGCACAAUGUGUGGAACUCUGGAUUAUUUAGCGCCAGAAAUGGUGGAAAACAAAGCUCAUGAUUAUGCAGUUGAUAACUGGACUUUAGGCGUCCUUUGCUAUGAGUUCCUCUACGGCGCUCCUCCAUUUGAGGCCGAGAGUCAAAAUGAUACAUUAAAAAGGAUCAGGGACGUCGACCUGAGCUUCCCAUCCACUCCUCAUGUCUCAAUGGAAGCUCAAAAUCUCAUCAGCCUGCUUCUUGUGAAGGACUCUUCAAAACGGCUCCCUCUUCAGAAGAUCAUGGAGCACCCUUGGAUAAUCAAGAAUGCAGAUCCUAUGGGUAUCUGCAAAAAUUAGGACCUUUUUCUAAUUUCAGAUGUAAUGCUAUAAGGCUGUCAAAAAUUACUAGCAUAGUGUGCAAAAACCUGUGAAUGUAUUGUUCAAACUUGGAGAAGACCAAAGUGGGUUUCAAAGGUUUUAUUGUAACCCUCCAUCAUUGUAUACUCCAAAGGCAAGGCUCUUUUUGUUAUAUUAAACUUUCUGCAUAUCUUUAAUUUUUGCCAAUGGCAUUGUUGGAACCAAGCGAGUGCAGAAGUUACAGUUAUGU
Molecule: messenger RNA, 1189 nt
Organism: Theobroma umbraticum
Lineage: Eukaryota; Viridiplantae; Streptophyta; Magnoliopsida; Malvales; Malvaceae
Gene: AUR3
Product: ataurora3
Biological process (GO): protein phosphorylation
Molecular function (GO): ATP binding; protein kinase activity
Source: RefSeq, a predicted model, not a curated record